Molecule: messenger RNA, 755 nt
Organism: Aspergillus eucalypticola CBS 122712
Lineage: Eukaryota; Fungi; Ascomycota; Eurotiomycetes; Eurotiales; Aspergillaceae
Exons: 2
Coding region: 106-405 (99 amino acids)
Source: RefSeq, a predicted model, not a curated record
AUUCUUAUCUUCCUUGCUUUUGAGCUUUGUAUUGACCCAGUACUAGUAGUAUAUUUACGCCUGUUGGUAAAGGUACUGCAGUUGUAAGACACGAUAGCAUUAAGCAUGGGGAACAAGCUGAGUCCAUGUUAUGCUGGUGAUGACGUCAUAGUAACUGCCAGCUACAAAAAGAGUAGGAACCUGAACUGCCAAGGCGCCUCUAAUUUCCUCGAUCCACCACAAGACCCACCCACGUUUACUCCUGUAGUAGUACCGCUCCUUGUCACACAUAUGUAUCCUACUAUCCAAUACUUGUAUGCCAUGCGCCGAAGUUGGUGCUUCCUAAGUCGGCUGACCGUGAUCUGGGCGACCCGUCUUCUGAUGGCAGCAUGCGUCUUCAAGCCCAAAUCUCCUAUCGUGUUCUAAGCCCAGACAAGGGGAGUAUUCGUUGGGGGACACUUUAAGCCGUUGGGGUGAAGGAAGGCAUCAUGGAACAUCAGGGCCUAGUAGGAGUCCAACGCGAGAGGGGGUUGAGUCUACUGAGAACUCUAUCUUCUCCGGAUGCUUCCAUGCCUGGGCUCGCACAUCUCGACCGUCCCCGCCGCCCGAUGAUGAGUGCGGGCAUCAUUACCGACUGUGGUCCUCUUUGCUUGUCAGUUAUCCGUUAUGGCACUGCCUCCGAUCACAGUAGGAGCCAUGGAACUGCAACCACAUCCAGGAAGUGUCACCCUAUCCUGAUUCCUUGCCAUGUGAGUUAUCGGUGGAUAAAUGAGUAG